Molecule: messenger RNA, 1449 nt
Organism: Talaromyces amestolkiae
Lineage: Eukaryota; Fungi; Ascomycota; Eurotiomycetes; Eurotiales; Trichocomaceae
Exons: 1
Coding region: 1-1449 (482 amino acids)
Biological process (GO): dephosphorylation
Molecular function (GO): phosphatase activity
Source: RefSeq, a predicted model, not a curated record
AUGCAUUACAAAAUCAAUCUUCUCGCCGCUGCGGCUCUCGUCCCAGCCAUCCAGCUCUCUGCUGCUGAAACUAUUCUCGGUGCUUACAUCUUCCACCGCCACGGCGACCGCACAUCCAAAAGCACCCCGCCUGCCUCCCUCACUGACUUGGGAUACCAUGAAGUGCUCGGUGCAGGCACCAAUUUCCACGAUCGCUACAUUGCCGAUGGCUCAGCGACCCAGAUCUAUGGCAUCCAGAGCGAGACUGUCAAAUUGUCGCAAUUGGCCGUUAGUGCACCUCUGGAUAAUGUACUCCAGAAUUCGGCCGCGGGCUGGCUUCAGGGUCUCUACCCACCUGUCGGUGGUGCAUCAAACCAAACUCUCCGCAAUGGAACUGUCGUUGAAGCUCCCCUGAAUGGAUACCAGCUUAUCCCGAUCAGUAUCACGAGCUCCGGCAGCGGAAGUGAAAAUAACCCCUGGCUUCAGAGCUCUUCGUCCUGCAACAAUGCCCUGAUCAGCAGUAACGAAUUCUUCAACUCGGAUAUUUACUUGGAGUAUCUCAACUCCACUACUGAUUUGUACCAGAGUGUGGCUCCUGCAGUGAAUGCCACAUUCACCACGUCCCAGUUGAGCUUUAAAAAUGCAUAUGUUAUCUGGGAUCUGCUUAAUGUUGCAUUGAUCCACAACUCGACCACGACUUACCCGGCAUUGAGCAGCGUGAGCAACGAGACUAUGCAUGAGCUUUUCGUCCUGGCCAACAUUCACGAAUACAAUCUCGCCUACAACGCUUCUAGCACCGCGCGUGCCAUUGCCGGUGCCCAGCUUGCCAGCCAGGCCCUGCUUGCUCUCAAUGAAACCAUCACCACGAGAUCCGAUCCCCUCCUCAACGUCCAAUUCGGAUCAUACGGCACUUUCCAAUCUUAUUUUGGGCUUGCUAAUCUCCCUGCCGCCGACCCCAUUUUCUACGGUAUCCCAGACUACGCAUCUAGCAUGGUCUGGGAACUCGUCACCAACGCCACUGUGACCAGCGACGCGUUGCCAUCUGCAUCCGACAUCAGCGUGCGUUUCCUGUUUAACAACGGCACUUCAGCAACCACCACAAAUCUGACCGCGUACCCGCUAUUUGGUGGCUCGGAGAUCGAGCUACCCUGGUCCGACUUUGUGACUCAGACACAGAAAUUUGCCAUCACUAGCCAGGAUCAGUGGUGCCAGGUUUGUGGUAAUACUACCGGUGUCUGUGCGACUAGCACUGCUUCGACGAGUUCUUCGUCUGCUUCGGCGUCGUCGUCGAGCAGUGGAUCAGGUAUUUCGAAUGCUGUUGCGGGAGUGAUUGGUGCUAUGGUUACGCUUGGCGUAAUUCUGGGGUUGGAGGUUCUUGCUAUGUUGCUGGGUGGAUUGAGGUUGGUGAAGAAGAAGUCCCUGGCGGCUGCGGCUGCUGCAGGCACUGAGAGCGCUGCUGCUGGAAAGUAG